Coccidioides immitis RS is the source of this 513-nucleotide messenger RNA. RefSeq lists its product as uncharacterized. The record is from RefSeq and is a predicted model, not a curated record. The transcript has 3 exons. Bases 1 to 513 code for a protein of 170 amino acids. Lineage: Eukaryota; Fungi; Ascomycota; Eurotiomycetes; Onygenales; Onygenaceae.
AUGACAACAAGAAGGUGGUGUGAGAAGGUAGAGAGCUACCAGAGAGAAGCAAGCAAGCUCGGUAUAGGCAAAAGCAGAGAGCCGGACGUUGCGGAAAGAUCGAGCGAGAUGGGUCCGUUUGGCCAAUUGGAGUGGGCAGCCAGCGGCACAGAACAACCAACCGACUUGACUACUCAGGACAAGAAGGAGUGUGAAUAUCUGGAAAGAGAGCGAACACUGAAGGGGGUGGAGGAGGAGGAGCCAAGAGGGGGUGGCAGGAGGCUAGCCGGAGGAUGGAGUCUCGAGCCCUUCUUCGCCGCCCGUCAUCGCAGGAUCCGGGAUGGCCUGAGGGGAAACACAGCCUGGGAUGGGAAGAACAACAGAGAAGCAAGCAAAGAGGAGCAAAAGAGCGUGAAAGAGAGAGAAGAGAGGGGGAGAGAGAGGAGACAGGCGACUUUGGUUGAGGGAGAGACAAGAGGUGAAGUUAAAAAUACAAAAACAACUGCGCUUCGGAGUCCAGAGGAAAGCCAUUAA